Molecule: messenger RNA, 1558 nt
Organism: Rhodofomes roseus
Lineage: Eukaryota; Fungi; Basidiomycota; Agaricomycetes; Polyporales; Fomitopsidaceae
Product: D-isomer specific 2-hydroxyacid dehydrogenase
Exons: 5
Coding region: 341-1396 (351 amino acids)
Cellular component (GO): cytosol
Molecular function (GO): glyoxylate reductase (NADPH) activity; hydroxypyruvate reductase [NAD(P)H] activity; NAD binding
Source: RefSeq, a predicted model, not a curated record
CUCUUCCCGCGCUCCGAAUCAUUUUAGUGAUUGCAUGCACUCACUGUGACUGUGGCAUACGGUAGACAAUAUACACGGCCCCAAACUGCUCAUGGUCAGGGGGACAUUGAUUACCUCAGGCAGGGCGCCCGACACAGAAGCAUGAGUUGGAUGCAACUCGGGAUAGCUACUUACGCUCGUCUGAGUCGGAUGCGCAAUUCGUCGUCAUCAUUCCGGAGUCCCAGGGCGGACGGACCGCCGAUAACAGGACGGCACUCCGGCGGGCUGCACAAUACUACUAAGCUAUGGUAACGCAUGGUUGAACCGGAAGCAAAGCAGAAGUCGACGAUUCAACGCCAACAUGUGUGCUGCCACAGCCACUACGCCGAGCUCAACGCUCGCUGCUAAGAUGACGUCGUUACCCCGUGUAGUUUUAUGCGAUCCUGUCGUACAUAAGAACGACUGUCAAGCACUCUUUGAAGGCAUCGCAGAAGUCUUGCUUCUAGACCACACUGCGAAUCGCGAUGAUUUCAUCCGCGCCCUUCAGCCCGGAGGCCAGCUGGAAGGCGCAGUGGGUCUCUUCGAGCGUAACCAAUCCAUCGGGCGCAUUGGCCGCUUCGACAAAGAGCUGAUCAGCAAGCUCCCUCUUACUAUCAAGUGGAUCGCGCACAUGGGCGCUGGCUACGACAAAGUCGAUGUCUUCGCCUGUAAGGAGCGCGGCAUCGGCGUCUCGAACACACCCGGAGCGGUUGACGACGCGACGGCGACCACUACGCUCUACUUGCUUAUAUCUGCACUUAGAAGCUUCUCCGCGGCCGAGCGCAGCUUGCGGGCGGGGAACUGGAAGAAAUCCCAUUCCGCCGUAAAUGCGCAUGACCUUACCGGACGCACCGUCGCAAUCCUCGGACUGGGCGGUAUCGGGCUGCGAUUUGCGCAACUCGUUCACGCGUUUCCGAUGCGCGUCCUCUAUCAUAACCGACGGAAGGUCGCGGGUGCGCCGGAGUGGUGUGAAUACUACGACAAGGACCAUCUCGACGAUAUGCUUGCGCAGGCAGAUGUUCUCAGCAUCCAUGUGCCGUUCACAGAGGAGACGCGGAACAUCGUGGACGAGAGGAUGAUCCGCAAGCUGAAGAAGGGCGCGGUGAUUAUCAACACGGCGCGUGGGCAAGUCGUUGACGAGGAGGCGAUGAUGCAAGCUCUCAAGGAUGGUCACCUUUCUGCCGUCGGCCUCGAUGUCUUCUAUAAUGAACCGAAUAUAGACCCGCGCUGGUACGACGUCCCCAACGCCGUCCUACUUCCUCACGUAGGGACAGCCACGGCCGACACCGCUAAGCAGAUGGAGCUGCGUGCUCUCGCGAAUCUACGAGACUUUGUGCUUACGGGGAAGGGGACUGAUCUCGUUCCAGAGUUACAGUAGCUAGAUGCGAGAAGCCCCUGAUGCAGGCAGGGUGUGAAGGCAGGCCGAGGGGUUGUAUGUUUAUGUGCUGGUCCGAUUUUCUCGAUACAUCAACAUCUUGAUGAGAAUGCGCCUGGACACUGUUUUGGCCAACCCGACCUUGUACCGGCCAAACCGAAGCGG